AUGGCAGACGAUCUGUUCAGGAAUGCGGCCGACGGCAUGAUCACACUGCUCGUGUGGUUGGAGGGCUUCUGCUCGCGCUCAGAGAGCACUGGUGGCAAGUCCCGGGAGACUUUCAUGCGAGAGUUCGCCGAAGAAGUAAAAGAGCUGCUUCUCAGUCCCAAUCGCAAGACGGAGCAGCAGACGCAGCAUCUGCUGCUCGCUACCAUUCUCACCUCAUCCUUCUGCCAAAGUUGGCCGCUUCCAAAAAUGUUCGUUUCUGUGCACAAGAAGGCCAUGCAGGAAUGCUUGAAGAAUUACAAUGGGGUCCUGAGUCAGGUCGGAUGCCACAAAGACGGCUGCUGCUUGCAGGAUGUAAGCAAGCGGAUUCUGCAGCCCUUUGCCGACAGACUGAAGGUUCUGCUGAAUAGACAAGAAGCAAAGGAGCUGCUGUCUCACGCUCGACUGCUUCAAACGUUCGCUUCGGGCCUGUCAUCUUUGGGAGAUUCUCUCCCAUUUCAGCCAUCCUCGAAGAAUGACAACCUGAAUCUCGAUUACCUUCUGGCCGUCUGUGUGAAGCAGCACUCCGGGGACUUGGUGUCGUUCUUGAAGGAUGUGGCUCCUCACAUAGGGCAAGCUGUGCAGAACGCCAAAAGUCCAGCUGAAGUGCUGGCAACAUGCGUGGAGCAUAUCAGGAAACUGGCCGGCAUCGAGGACUGCGGGAAUGUCUUGCAAAUCGCAGAGGGUGUUUGCUCGGGUGCCGACGGACUCUCUUUCGGGGAGCUUGUGCCGAACCUGAUCAAAAGUUGUAGAAUCCUGAAGCAACUCCUGGCGAAGGAAGGGCGAGGUGCGGCAAAAGCAUCAGAAGAGAUCCUCUCACAGUUUCUGGCACCCCUGUUCUUCGUGUCCUCGGUGUCAGACUCUGAACUGGAGCAGUGCAUUGCCCACAUCGUUUGCCUGCAGAGGCAGCUGAAGUGGCAAGUUACUGCGGUAUUGCAUGUUCUGAAGCUACUCGUCAACAGGAUGACCACCGAAAUGCGCUUCAACGAACAUGCCAAGAGGCAGUCAUUCCUGGCGAACCUCCGCACGCACGAGCCUGUUGUCGAGGCCAUGUUUUUGGCAUUCCGUGAGUGCACAUACCCUCAGCAUGCACUUGAGUGGAUAGCCAGAGAAGGAGACUGGCUUCAACCGGAUGCCAUGUGCAACCUGGCUUUGAAGCUCCUGAAGGCGUUCAACAAUGUGAAGCUGCAAGCAGAGGCGUGGCAACGACUUCUGCUUGUCUCCCGUGGCGCCUCGAGAUUUGGGAUUCUGUUGAUGGCAGCGGCACAAAAUCUGUCUGAUGCUGCUGAAGUUUGCAAGCUACUACGGACCGCGCAAGCGUUCACCGAUCAGACCGAAAGCGAGAGGUGUGCCAGGGCUGCAAUUGGGCAGCUGUCCCCGUGGACGGUGCCUUUGGCAGAGUUGGCGGCAAACGCCGAUUGGCUGUCAAGCCUUCUCAUCGAGGCUUGGAUACCCUGUGUAGCAGACGUCCCUCUCGGCACGAAGAAGGAAGAGUCAUUCUUGGCAUGGCUGAAGGCUGGACCGUGCUUGAAUAUGCCUUCGCUCGUCAAGCAACGGUUGCGGCACGGUGCCGACCUGCUUCAUCCGUGGCUGCAAGCUGGUGCACCGCCGGUUCAGGAUCCACUCUGGGUUACAGAAUGGCCCAG
This is a messenger RNA of Symbiodinium necroappetens, 1682 nucleotides long. The record is from the annotation of a GenBank genome assembly. Lineage: Eukaryota; Dinophyceae; Suessiales; Symbiodiniaceae.